Oncorhynchus mykiss (rainbow trout) is the source of this 2812-nucleotide messenger RNA. The record is from RefSeq and is a predicted model, not a curated record. NCBI's taxonomy places the organism in Eukaryota, Metazoa, Chordata, Actinopteri, Salmoniformes, Salmonidae.
UAUCCGCUGCCCCGCCUCCCCUCCCCUCUUCCCGUCAGCUCGAGACCAACGGAAACAUCAUAGGCCUGUCCGGCUGAUCCACACGCGGGAAACGUAUCUAGGAGACAUAUAUACAUUUGAUUUGUUACAACGUGCCUGGUAUUUGACUGUUUGCUAGAAUGGAAAUGUUCACCCAAAAUAUCAAUUUAUGAGAAAUCGACGUAAAUGGUAACUUCUCCUUUAAAUGUUCUCUGUUGUUCUGCAUAAUAUCCAGGAAGUGUGAGAGCAUUCCUCCCCAGCUGAUCCAGAGAGCCAGACGGAAGUCUCCUACUCAGAGGCUUUAACAGUCAGCGGUGACCAGACAAGGGGACCGUGUUAUUGGUAAAUAUCGUCUGGAAUAAAUCCCGUGGAUUAUCCGUGGGUGGUUUUAGUGGAGACACGGCCCGGUAUCCCCAUCGCCUCUGUCUUUCCCCCGGUCGGUCGGGUGGAUCUGCCGUGGUGGGACUGUCAUGAGCCCGGGCUGGGAAUGGCAUCCUCUCCCAGUGUUUGUAAGAAGGUCGGGCCGGUGGAGGAGGAGAACGGAGAACCGGAUCGUUCUCUACAAGAGAUGUUGAAGGCGAUAGCCGACGAACGGAACCGUCUUACUGUCAGACAAGAAACUAGUGGACUUGGGUGUUUUAAGGACGACCGCAUCGUGUUCUGGACAUGGAUGUUCUCCACGUACUUCAUGGAGAAGCUGUCGCCGCGGGAACAGGACGACAUGUUGUUUUACGUCCGCAGGAAGCUGUCAUACGUCAGCCCCGACCAAUCAGAGGGCAAGAAGGUAGAUGUGGAGGUGUACAGGAGAGACUCUAAGAAGCUUCCAGGUUUAGGAGAACCUGACAUCGACUGGGAGGAGAGUGUUUACCUGAAUCUGAUCUUAAUGAAGCUGGACUAUGUGGUGACGUGUGCCGUCUGCACGCGCUCAGACGCAGGAGACAUCCACAUUCACAGGAAGAAGUCUCAGCAAGUGUAUGCGUCACCAAGUAAACACGCCAUGGACAGUAAAGGAGAGGAGUCUAAGAUGAGCUACCCCAACAUCUUCUUCAUGAUUGACAACUUUGAGGAGGUGUUCUGUGACAUGACGGUAGGUGAGGGGGAGAUGGUGUGUGUGGAGUUGGUAGCCAGUGAUAAGAGCAACACGUUCCAAGGAGUCGUCUUCCAAGGUUCCAUCCGCUACGAAGCUCUGAAGAAGGUUUACGACAACAGGGUGAGUGUGGCAGCGAAGAUGGCCCAGCGCAUGUCGUUCGGCUUCUACAAGUACAACAACAUGGAGUUUGUCAGGAUGAAGGGGCCCCAGGGCAAAGGUCACGCUGAGAUGGCGGUCAGCCGGGUCCCGACCGGAGACACGUCCCCCUGCGGCACAGAGGAGGACCUGGACUCACCCCUACACGAGAGGGUGACGUCGUUCAGCACCCCUCCCACCCCGGAGAGGAACCGCCCCUCGUUCUUCUCCCCUUCUCUCCGUCGGAAGGUCCCCAGGAACCGUAUCACUGAGAUGAAGAAGAGUCACUCAGCCAACGAUAGUGAAGAGUUCUUCAGGGAAGAGGACGACGAGGACCUGUGUAACCAGUCCAACCUGCGGUCUCGCUCCCUGUCGGGUACAGGUCGGUCCCUGGUGGGAUCUUGGCUCAAACUGAACCGUACGGAGGAGUACUUCCUGCUUUACUCCCACCUGACCUACGUCACCCUGCCGCUGCACCGCAUCACCUCAGAUAUCCUGGAGGUGAGACAGAAGCCCAUCCUGAUGACAUAGCAGAUCAGAGCUCCAGUCCUCCUAACUGCCCCAGAGCCUCCCUACGAAGUGCCUUCCUGCAUCAGGCCCUGACUGACACCACUACAACCCAGUGGUGAGAUGGAAAACGUACAGCAACCCUACCACCAUCUGGUGGUGACAUGGAGGAAUUACAGCAACACUACCACCAUCUGGUGGUGACAUGGAGGAAUUACAGCAACACUACCACCAUCUGGUGGUGACAUGGAGGAAUUACAGCAACACUACCACCAUCUGGUGGUGACAUGGAGGAAUUACAGCAACACUACCACCAUCUGGUGGUGAGAUGGAGGAAUUACAGCAACACUACCACCAUCUGGUGGUGAGAUGGAGGAAUUACAGCAACACUACCACCAUCUGGUGGUGAGAUGGAGGAAUUACAGCAACACUACCACCAUCUAUCUGGUGGUGACAUGGAGGAAUUACAGCAACACUACCACCAUCUGGUGGUGAGAUGGCGGAAUUACAGCAACACUACCACCAUCUGGUGGUGAGAUGGAGGAAUUACAGCAACACUACCACCAUCUGGUGGCGAGACAGAGAACUACAACCAAACCUGGAGUCAAUGGCAAGAGGUGACUAAAAAACAACAACUUUGGAACAAUGAAAACCAGCCAAUCAAAAAAGUGCCUCUUCCCUGUCAUGUUCCUGCUCGAUGAGGAUUCGCCGGUGGGUGUGAGGCGGUCGCCAGGGAAACGGGCAUAGCAACCCACCUGUCCUGUCAGGAUCACAAUGGUCGUGAAGUGCAGUACCAUUGGCUGAACUCUGACCUGGAACUAAAAUGAUUUAGAAUGUCUCUGGACGAAUCUAAAAUGGAACUCUAUUCCCAGUUUAGUGCACUAACGUUGGCCUUAGCCCUAUGUGGACUCUGAUCUAAAGUAGUGCCCUAUAAAAGGGAAUAGGGUGCCAUUUUGGACAACGUCUCCUGUUUUCUUGUAAAUAUCCUGCUGCUUAACUAUUCACUGAUAAGCCUUUAAGAAAGGUUACGCUUCUUCUGAUGGGAACAUAAAGCUUCUGUCU